AAACAUAGGCAUAUUUGUUAAAUCCCUCAACAGUUUUAUAUGGUUAAUCAAUGAUAGGAAAUGUUGACUGGUUGUAUAAAUAUGCCUCUCUCUCUCUCUCUCUCUCUCUCUCUCUCUCUCUCUUCUCACACCCCCCAACACCCCUCGGCAUCCCUCCCGCGUCCUCCCUUCUAUUGUGUCUUCUCAUAUCAGUUCAUUUAGUCUUGAAUUUCUAAUUACCUUGAAAACUAAGGGCAUUUGUUAAAGAAGAAAUGACGGAGCGUCAAGCUAUCUUCAAGAGAGAUGAUGACUCUUCAAGGAGCUCUACAAAUUCAUCGUUUACAGUUAGGACUGUAAGAUAUGGAGAGUGCCAAAAGAAUCACGCUGCAAAUGUCGGAGGAUAUGCCGUAGAUGGCUGCCGAGAAUUCAUGCCAUGUGGGCAGGAGGGAAGCAGUGCUGCACUCAUUUGCGCUGCCUGUGGCUGUCACAGAAACUUCCACAGAAGAGAAGUCGAAACCGUGGUAGUUUCUGACCAUUCUUCCCCUUCUUCAAACGGCUGUGGUUGUGCGCCUGUGUGGGGACUUUGGUAUUGACAUCUCUCUUGCCUAAAACCACUCAAUAAAAUAGGGAUAGUGAAUGAGACGUGCUGGUCUUUCUUCCAGAGGUACAAGGAGAAAAUAUGGAGGAUCCAAACAAGACUUUAUGCUGAUUGUUUAGUAACCUUUUUAACACAGAUUGUUGUAAGAAAUCCUAUGGUGAAUGGAGAGCAGUAAACAUUAUCAUAAUUAUGUAAAAAAAAUGUUGCUCCGUUGAAAAGACAUGUAUUUAUUCUGUUUUCAUUUCAAUUAAAAGG
This is a messenger RNA of Olea europaea var. sylvestris, 832 nucleotides long. Its product is annotated as mini zinc finger protein 2-like. The transcript is spliced from 2 exons. Gene Ontology annotation, biological process: regulation of DNA-templated transcription; regulation of developmental process. Gene Ontology annotation, cellular component: nucleus. The coding region runs from base 252 to 572 and encodes 106 amino acids. NCBI's taxonomy places the organism in Eukaryota, Viridiplantae, Streptophyta, Magnoliopsida, Lamiales, Oleaceae. Gene Ontology annotation, molecular function: transcription cis-regulatory region binding; DNA-binding transcription factor activity. The record is from RefSeq and is a predicted model, not a curated record.